AUGAAGCUGUCAACGUUCGUGACGUUACAUUCCCUAGGAACCCGCCCAAGUAAUCCUUAUCAGCCUAACGAACAUCAUUCUCGAUCUUAAAAAAGCAUGUAAACAGAGAAGCACGCUUUAGUCUCAGCGUUCUUGCGGAGAGAACAUCUUCGUUUGAUUCAGUUCCUCUAUCAUCUUCGUUAUGCUUUCUCUUUGGGCGUCAUCAUUUUAAUUAAUCAGUUUCAGUCGUUCAGGCUGAAUGAUCAGAAGCAGUUCGUCGAUCACUGAGUGGAACCCUUCAAGUGAGAACACACGUGAUGGAGUUACGCGAUCAUUUAAGCAGGAUAAAACCAAACGAAUCCAACGUGUUGCUGGAGUGGAAGUCGCUUUCGAUUCGAGUCGGCCGACGGAAGUUGUGGAGCAGAUCGGAACCAAAUUACAUUUUGAAGAAUGCUAGUGGGGCGAUUCGAUCCGGUGACCUCGUUGCCGUUAUGGGUGCAAGUGGAGCUGGAAAAACAACACUUCUGGCGGCAAUCUCGAUGCGUUUGGUAGCCGAAGUGCAUGGAAAUGUACUGAUCAAUGGGUUGUACGUGAGCCAAACGCAGAUGAAGCGUCUGUCGGGAUUUGUUCCACAGUUCGAAAUCGCUGUUCAAUCGUUAACAGUGCGGGAACAUCUGUCAUUUGUGUCACAGCUAAAGGGAGUUCAAAACCAUCGAAUGAAUCAAGUGAUCAAAGAACUGCAAUUGGACAAAUGUGAGGAUACGAGAAUCUCGAAUUUAUCCGGUGGAGAACGCAAGAAGGUAAAUCUUGCUGGAGAGCUAUUGACGGAGCCUGACAUAUUGUUCUGUGACGAGCCGACCACGGGCCUAGAUAGUUUCAGUGCGCUUGCCGUGUUGAAGACUCUGAGGAAAAUUGCACUCAAGGGCAGAAAAGCUGUGAUUUGUACCAUACAUCAUCCAACGUCAGAUGCAUUUCAGUGUUUUACCGACAUCGUGCUGGUACGGAAGGGUGAGAUUUAUUACCAGGGACCUACGGAGGAGGCUAGAACAUUUUUCGAAAGCAUACAUUUUCCGCUACCGAUUAAUUGCAAUCCCGCAGAUCACUACUUCAAAUUGGUCUGCGAUUACAGCCAAAUCGAUCAUGUGGAAAACGAUCAUCAUUUGCAGCAACAGCAAGCGCUAGAGCGAGAAACGGACAGCAAAACGAGAUACGAGAUCGUGCGCAAGUGCCAUAUGGAAAACAUUGGCAAAAAGUGCCUGAUGGGACCGUACCACCAAAAUGAUGUGAUUGAUAAGCUUUGUCGAGAUAAUCACCACGCAUGCUGGCCAUCGCAGCUCCAGCUACUGCUUCGCCGGGGCGUCAUCGACAGUGUCCGCAACAUUCGGCAGCACGUCAUUGUGACGCUCUUGUUUUUGAUCACUAGCAUUACCAUCUCGGCGCUUUACUUUCACGUUACGCCUACCAGCCAGACGGCCAUCCAAGACAUUCGGGGAGCGCUAUUCCUCAUGGUUUGCGAGCUAAUUUACACCAUCAGCUAUGCGGUGUUCUAUGUGUUCUCCUAUGAGAUGCCCUUGCUGAGGCGCGAAGUGGGCGAACAGAUGUAUCGACUUUCGGCCUAUUAUGUUCACAAGGCGCUGCUGACCGUUCCGAAGGCAAUCUUCCACUCGUACCUGUUCAUCGGUAUCAUCUACGGGUUUGUGCAGUUCUCGACCGGAUUUGCCACUUAUGUGGGCAUGGCUGCGGUCUGCACCGUGGCCAGUUUGCUGGGCGUUUCCUAUGGCUACCUAUUCACCUGCAUCACCGGCUCGCUGGAGAUGUCACUCGAAGCUGCCAAUCUCAUCUUCCUGCUGUACAACCUGCUGGGUGGUCUGUACUUAAACGUGGUAGCGUUCCCCGUCAGCAAGUACCUGUCGUUCUUCUUCUUCGCCUCGGAGGGUGUUUCCAUUUACUACUGGCAAGGCGUGCAAAACAUCACCUGCGACGAAGGCCGGAACGUUACCUGCCUGCGAAACGGGGAAGCUGUCCUGCAGGAUUAUGGCUACGGGACCAGCCUGGAUACGGUUUACUUUAACUAUCUCGUGAUGGCAGCCGAGAUUUUAGUCAUUCACUUUGCGGCCUAUCUGUGCUUGAGGAGAUUUGUCCGCCGCGUCGGGUUCUAUUGAUGUGCAGCAGCAAUCCGUUUUUGGGUUGCUUUGGAAGGAGAAUACAGUUUUGAGAAAUAGACAAUA
This is a messenger RNA of Aedes aegypti (yellow fever mosquito), 2207 nucleotides long. RefSeq names its product protein brown. Gene Ontology annotation, molecular function: ATP hydrolysis activity; ATP binding; ABC-type transporter activity. Gene Ontology annotation, cellular component: plasma membrane. The transcript has 8 exons. The record is from RefSeq and is a predicted model, not a curated record. NCBI's taxonomy places the organism in Eukaryota, Metazoa, Arthropoda, Insecta, Diptera, Culicidae. The coding region runs from base 297 to 2141 and encodes 614 amino acids.